CAAUGCAAUAAUUUUAAUAAUAAGUAGCAUUGUCAAUUACUUCCUUUCUUUCUUUAAUUACUAUUAUUUACCUUCUUUUUAUUAUAUUUAGUUGCACACUAUUAGUAUCUAUAUCUUAAUCCUUGAAAAGGAUAUUAAAUUCUUCGAAGUCUAACAAAACAAGUUUUAUCAUUUUGAAAAAUAUAGAAUUUGGUCGGUAAUCCGGCAUCUCUUUAAAUGUGCGCAAUUUUUCAUAAUAUUUUUUAAUACACGGAACAUCAAAAAGUCACUUUGUACAUUGUACAUAGCCAAAACUGUGCACUUGUGGCUCCUGCAAACAGAACACGGCAACGCUUGAUAAAGCGACGUGUACAACAUGGAGACAAUUGGCGGUAGACAAAAGGGAACUUUUAUUUAUGUAUGUGAUGGAUAUACAUAUAACAUUGAUAAGCGGAUAAAUAACACAUAUCGAUGUUCAAGUCGUCGUUCAACAGGAUGUCCUGGUGUUGCAAAAAUAAUUAAUGAGCAAGUUCAUGUGCAAACUCUACAUCAACAUCCACCAGAUACCAAAAAGUUGGAAAAAUCUAAAAUGCAAAAUGAAAUGUUACGUUUAUCACGAGAAUCGCUUCUACCACUAAAGGAAAUUUUUGAUAACGUUUGUCGAACAAAUUUAGAAGUAGCUGCACAUAUAUCGUACAAUUCCAUGAAAAGUGUAAUGGCUCGAGAACGAGCUAAACAACGACCUCCUAUACCACAUACCUUUCAAGCCUUAUCUACUGAUUUAAAUAAAUAUGAUUGGAUUAAAGAUUUUUAUAAAGGAAGUGUAACUGCACAGGAUGGUAGCAUGGCUGCUAUAUUUUCGAGUGAUGUACUUAUUGAUGCCUUAAAGACAACUACAGAAAUGUUUGUCGAUGGGACAUUUUCUAUUGUUCCCCGCAUUCCACGUAUGAUUCAAUUAUAUACUGUUCACAUACGUUAUAAAAAUACAGGUAUUGCAGUUGUCUUCGUAUUAUGCGAGACACAAACAUUUGCCCUUUAUCAGGCAAUAUGGGAAAAAAUAAUUGAAAUCGCUCCAGAUUUGAAAAAAAAUGUCAAAUUUAUAAUGGGAGAUUAUGAACGCGCAACAAAUAAUGCCCUUUAUAAAUGUUUCCCCGAAGCUAGUUUGAAAGGAUGCUGGUUUCAUUACAACCAAGCUGUGUUGCGCAAAUGGCGGCAACUUGAUUUAACAAAUGCUCCAAGAAAAUUAAUAAUGAUAGUUAUGUCUGUACCGUUAAUAUCAGCCACUUUAUUUGAGCAAUGUUUUACUAUAUUACAAGACGUAGCUGAUACUAUGUCUAGUGACUAUCCUACAGUAUUACAAUUUAUGUGCUAUUUACGUAAGACAUGGUUGCCCGCAGCAAACAAAGUAUCUGUGUAUGGAUGUCCUGUUCGCACAAAUAAUAUAGUCGAAAGUUUUCACAACACGAUUUCAAAGAAAUUCGGGAGUAGACAUCCAAAUGUGUGGAUAUUUAUUGAAAAUUUGAAAAAAGUAAUUAUAGAUCAAGAAAUUGAUUUUCGUCGCUUACAGAAUAAUCUUCAGGCACGUAGACCUCAAACUCGAGCCAAUAAAAAAAAAAAAUAAUAUAAUACUACAGAAACAAAAAGAUCUCAUGGAACAUAGGUAUGCAUCAAUUAUAAAAUAAAACUAUAUAUACUUGUGACAGAAAUUAUUUUUCAUCUAUAAUGAUAUAUUAAUGCUAACAUCUAGAAAUAAAUAUUUAUUUCUUACAGAUUAUCACUUCAUGAAUUUUUAGACUCAUUUAGUCGCUUCUAUGAAGACUAUUUAUACAAUAUGGACAUGAUUGACGAAGAGAUAACUCAUGAGAACAAUCAUGAAGUUUGUACCGAUUUUCUAUCAGAAAGUUUUAAUUCUACGUCGGAGGAAGGUAUGUAUUUUUAUUUAUAUCAAAUCAUAAGUACUUUAUAUUACUCUGUUAUUAAUUCAUACUUUUCAAAUAUUUGUGAAGCUCUGAGAACUGCUAAUAGUAACAUAAAUACAAAUACAAUAAGAAAUCCACUUACAUUAACGCAGAGACAAGAUUCUGUGCAAGAAGAACUCUCUAUUUCUGAAAAUGCAAUUGGUACAGAUACUCUAAUCGACGUCAACACUGUAGAAUUCACAAUUGAUGUCGACACUGAACUUACUACAAAUAGUCCGGUAACAAGUGACACGCACAAUCAAAAUACAAACAACAUUCCCAAUUUAUCACGAUUUGAUAAUGAUGAAUUUGAUGACGAAUCCAUUUAUAACAUCCCAGAUGACGACUAUGGAUAUUGGUACGAAGGUCAGGAAACUAUUGCAGAAAGUGACGUCCCGUAUCAUAAAGUUGAUAGACUUUCUCUGGAAAGGGGCAAAGAAAAUGAAGGAGUAAGGUCUGAUCAUAGAUGCACUAUUUGCCUUGAUGCUGUAUCGAAUCAAGUUUUUAUACCGUGCGGUCACAUUUGUUGUUGUGAAGAUUGUGCUAAUUAUAUUAUGGGAGAGAGCAAUAAUGUUAAGAAAUGUCCAAUCUGCAAAGCAGAAAUUUCAUCUAUCUACAAAGUAUAUACAGCAUAAAUGAGUUUGUAUUUUCUUCUAAAUAUAAGAACAUCUAAGAAUGUUUGCAACUUUCUUAAUACGCGUAAUCUGAGAUACUUGUCAAUUAUAAGCUUUGAAAUAUAUAUGGCUAGACUACCUUGCAUAUUUUAAUCUUUACGCAUAUGGUGCGCA
This is a messenger RNA of Solenopsis invicta (red fire ant), 2725 nucleotides long. RefSeq lists its product as uncharacterized. The record is from RefSeq and is a predicted model, not a curated record. The transcript is spliced from 9 exons. NCBI's taxonomy places the organism in Eukaryota, Metazoa, Arthropoda, Insecta, Hymenoptera, Formicidae. The coding region runs from base 356 to 1600 and encodes 414 amino acids.